Messenger RNA from Maylandia zebra (zebra mbuna), 2257 nucleotides. The record is from RefSeq and is a predicted model, not a curated record. Lineage: Eukaryota; Metazoa; Chordata; Actinopteri; Cichliformes; Cichlidae.
CCCACCCCGCCGGUCAUAUGACGUUCAGUUUCACGCGGAGCUGUAAUCGAGGAAGUUGAAGUGAACGCUUCUUCUUCCUCUUUCCUCGCCGAGCGCAGGGAUUUAUUUUCGGGGUUCGUUUUGUGUUUGAGACGUGACCCGGGCUUCAGCCAUGCUCGGUGGAGGUCUGCUGCUGUGUUUGCUGGCCGUGUUUCCGCUCGGCUCGCGGGCUGAGUACAAUCCGGAUGAAGUGACGCACUUGCCCGGAAUGACGUUCAAACCGAACUACCGACAGUGGUCAGGAUACCUGCAGGCACGGCCUGGAAAGUUUCUCCAUUACUGGUUUGUAACUUCUCAGAGGGACCCAGUCAAAGACCCUCUGGUGCUCUGGUUGAACGGAGGCCCUGGCUGCAGCUCGCUGGAUGGGUUCCUCUCAGAGAAUGGACCAUUUCAUGUAAAUGAUGAUGGGGCUACGCUGUACGAGAACAAAUUCAGCUGGAACAAGAUUGCCAAUGUGCUGUAUGUCGAGUCUCCUGUAGGUGUGGGAUAUUCCUACUCUGAUGAUGAGAAAUAUGCAACUGAUGAUGACCAGGUUGCCCAAGAUAAUUACAAAGCCCUGCAGAAUUUCUUCUCCAAGUUCCCAAACUUCAGUCAGAACAAGUUCUUCAUCUUCGGGGAGAGCUACGGUGGAAUUUAUGCGCCAACACUCAGCCUCCUUGUGGCCACGGGAAAAGCCAAAAUAAACUUUAAAGGCUUUGCAGUGGGAAACGGCCUCAGCAGCUUUAAUCUCAAUGACCAGUCAUUGAUCUACUUUGGUUACUACCACGGCCUCUUUGGAGAAGAUUUGUGGCGUGACCUGAACAUAAAUUGCUGUAAGGAUGGGACCUGCAAUUUCUACAACUCCAGUUCUGAGACAUGCACAGUACUGGUAAACGUGGCCUUUGGUCUCGUCUAUAAUAGUGGACUUAAUGAGUACGCCCUUUACUUGGAUUGUGAAGGUCAGAGAAGAUCCAGUAGAGUCUAUGAGAGGACCAUGAGUCUUCUGUUUAGGAACUACAGGAAUCACCCACAUACACACAAGUUUUCAGCACAGAGAAGUUCCUCCACCACUCUGGGUGAAGUCCCACCCUGCAUCAACAGCACAGCCCAGAUGAACUGGCUGAACAGAGGUGACGUGAGGAAAGCGUUGCACAUUCCAGCUAUCCUGCCUCCUUGGGAUAUCUGCAGUGAUAAAGUUGGAGCGCAGUACAAAGUGCUGUAUGCAACAAUGAAGGACGUGUACCUGAAGCUGCUCUCUCUGGGCCUCCGUGCGCUCGUCUAUAACGGAGACACCGACAUGGCCUGCAACUUUCUGGGCGACCAGUGGUUCGUGGAGGAUCUCGGCUUGAAGGCAACUACUAAAUACCAAACCUGGAUUCAUGAGGACCAAAUUGCUGGCUUUUAUCAGAUGUUUGGAAACAUCACUUUUCUGACUGUUAAGGGUGCAGGUCACAUGGUUCCUCAGUGGGCUCCGGGUCCAGCUCUCCACAUGUUUCAGUCUUUCAUAACAAAUUCCCCUUACUGAGUCGGAGAAUGUACUUUUUCUUUAUUUGUUAUUGUUGUUCUCAGGGAAAUAAAUUUGAGAUGUAAAAAUGACUCUUUGGUACUGCACUUGUUCAUUUUCAGUUACCUCCACUUUUAAUAGGUCAAGGCUGUCAGCUGUGUCUGGCUCUUGACAGAACAAAUGGAGAACACUUUCUUUGUUUUUGUUUUGUUUUGUUUUUGUGGGGUGGGGGCGUGCCCAAAAGUUUAAUUAAUCAAAUUAACAAAGAAAUGAAUAACCCAUAGUUGUUAAAUGGUUAUAACUGUUUUUCCCUCAAUCUCAGUUUUUAUGGGUGAAAUUUGUGUUCGUUUAGAUUGAAAUUAACUGAUUUGGUCACAAACCCUCUCCAAAGCUGCUGGUAUGUGUGUAUUUUUACCAUUUUUGUCAGGAAAUUCAGGAGCUACUUGUGUAUAAAAGAACCAUCUGCAUCCUGUGGUUUCUGCAAAGCUUCUUCUCAUUGACUCAGACAGAUCUGAGUCCAGAUAUUUGAUGCUGAACUUUAAUAAAAGUAUAUAAAGUACUGUCUGUGGCACUUAUGUAAAUGUUUUUUUCGUCCUUAUGGUUGACGUGUUAAAAGAACAAUGUAAAAGGAUUUUUUUUUUAAACGUGUUGUCUGAUGUCUUAACUCCGAUCAAAAACUGUAAGUCGAUGAAGUGAAUUCAAUGUCUUUUAUUAAAUUUUUUGUUCAACUCAUGA